Messenger RNA from Ciona intestinalis (vase tunicate), 1578 nucleotides. Its product is annotated as adipocyte plasma membrane-associated protein-like. Gene Ontology annotation, cellular component: endomembrane system. The record is from RefSeq and is a predicted model, not a curated record. NCBI's taxonomy places the organism in Eukaryota, Metazoa, Chordata, Ascidiacea, Phlebobranchia, Cionidae. Gene Ontology annotation, molecular function: hydrolase activity.
UGUUUAAAAACAAAUAUAUGUUAGAAUUGGUCUUAUAAAUCAAAGAGAACGGUCUAGAAUAUCUCAUAUAUACAUACACAAUCCUUAACAGAGAUCUGUAAAGCAAUUAAGCAAACAAAUCUUAACAGAGAUCUGUAAAGCAAUUAAGCAUAUAAUUUAAAUAAUAAUAAACAUUCGACAAAACGUCAUAAUGUCAAAAGUUCGGCAACGAGCUGUAAAAUCUACAGCUUCUAAAAGUUCCAACUCAUCCGCUGGCCAAAAUAGCGCCCAAGAGAAUGUUGAAAAUUUUGGUGUGCUGGCGAUUUUGUUGCGUGUGGUUACUAUUAUAUCAGUGACUAUUGGUUUGCUGUUCGCUGUCGGGCUUAAUAUUUCGCCAUUUACGGCUCUUCCGAUCGACGAUGAAAUGCCAGCUCUGCCAAUGAAUGAAGGAGUAUUCGCCGAGAACGAAAGGCUGACAUCAGGCAUCAAGAUAAACAAUCUUCUCGGCCCCGAAUCCGUAGUUGAAGAUGGCAACAACAAUCUGUAUACGGGGUUGGAUGAUGGGCGUAUAGUUCGUAUAGCACCUUCUAAUGAGGGGGAAAUCGGUGGUGGUCAAGUGAAAACAUUAUUCUCGGGAAAACUUUCAGGCGUUUACAACACAAUGCCAGACAAGAAUAGGACCAGACCGUUAGGUAUACGGUUAAAAGACAAUAUGUUGUACGUCGCUGAUGCCGCUUACGGGUUCCUGACUUUGAAUUUGAAAACAAAUGCGCUCCAAGUUUUGGUAGCGCCAAAUGACGUCACUCCAGCGAUGCGAUUUCCUGACGAUUUGGUAUUCUCCGAAGGGGGGAAGUACCUUUAUCUUACAGACGUCAGUCAUACUUACGACAUCAGGAAUCUGGCUUACUCUGUUCUUAGUGGUUUAUGUGAUGGUCGGGUGUUCAGGUUCAACUUAAAGACAAAGAAGAUCAAGACUGUUGUAACUGGACUGUGCAGUGCCAACGGUAUAGAGUUGACACACGACGGAAGAUACCUUCUUAUUUCAGAAACGCUCCGGUCAAGAGUUAGAAUCGUGGACAUCAUGACGUUCAAAACAAAGAAAUUGGUUCAUCUGCCAGCAAUGCCGGAUAAUAUUCGUCGCAACAGCAAAGGGACAUACUGGGUAGCUGCUUCGAACCCAAGAACAGGACAAAGUGAUUACCUUCAAAAGUAUCCGAUUGUCAGACAAGCCAUUGGUGGCCUUUUAACUCACGAUCAAAUCUUUAAAACAGUGAACAGAAGAUCAAACAUGCUUUUUGAGAUGGACAGCAGAGGAAAAAUCCUACAAAGUCUGCACGACAGAGACGGAGCUUUAACUCAUGGCUUUUCACAAGCUACAGAACUAAGUGACGGUAGACUCGCACUGAGCGGCUAUUCCAGCAAUUUCUUAUCGAUUUUAAACUUAAAAGACAGUAUACCAAUUGGGGACGGUAGUCAUUAGUUUAUUUGCUUGAUUUUACUAUAAUCGUAUAUACACUAAAAUUGCUGCUGUGUUUCGACACAGCUUUGUAAUUGUUUUGUUGUUGACUUUAAUAAAUAAUUGUAUGUUUGGAGCUGCGA